Molecule: messenger RNA, 2040 nt
Organism: Cladophialophora carrionii CBS 160.54
Lineage: Eukaryota; Fungi; Ascomycota; Eurotiomycetes; Chaetothyriales; Herpotrichiellaceae
Exons: 5
Coding region: 1-2040 (679 amino acids)
Biological process (GO): positive regulation of transcription from RNA polymerase II promoter by galactose; DNA-templated transcription
Cellular component (GO): nucleus
Molecular function (GO): zinc ion binding; DNA-binding transcription factor activity, RNA polymerase II-specific; RNA polymerase II cis-regulatory region sequence-specific DNA binding
Source: RefSeq, a predicted model, not a curated record
AUGCCUCGUCCGAAGGUGCGACUCGAAGACCGUCAACGAGCCAUUAAAGCGUGUUUGCCGUGCAAGGCUUCCAAGAAGCGGUGCGAUGCUCAACAGCCAUGUUCCAACUGUAUCAGACGGAGGGCGACGUCGUUCUGCCAUUAUAUCGACUCCAGCUAUGUCAGACACACUCGAAAGCUUUCCCUACCACAACCUGCAGAGUCCAGUGCUUGCCAGGAUGAAUCCGUCUCUACCGCCUCGGAGGAUCUGCAGUUCGCCGUCAGCAAGCCAUUGGAGGAGACCUCUGGAGAUAUCGACAUGACUCCGAGAGAGGCACGGCCUUCACGUGGCCGGAUGCUCUUGAACUCGAAAGGAGAGAGAGUCUACAUUGGAGAGUUCGCCUCUCUAACAUUCCUCCAAUUCCUGCGGCACACCAUCAAGCAGCAAAUGGGGCCUUCGCUGUUCACGGAAAACACGCGUCGCAACCUAAUGCUGGAGGCUGCUAACGUCAAUGACACUGUCACGCAGUCUGUCGAAGACGUCCACCAGAAAGCAGCCUUGUUAGAGGCCUACUUUGCCGCUACGAAUGGUAUCAUUGAUCUGUUCUCUAGAGACGAGGUGGCGGCCAUGAAGCACGCUUUUAGGGAGACUGAACACAAGUACGUCAGAGCGGCUCUGGAUCUCAUGGUGUCUAUCGGCGCGCAAUGUCGAGCAGAAGAUGCGCUCGAUCACCGAUACGCCUCGACGCUGUUUUCUCGGGCGCAGAAGGCCAUGGUGGCAGACGGGCUGGAAGACCCUUCUAUCGACAUGGUUCGUUGCUUCCUCCUCAUGACAUUCUAUAUGUUGGGAGCCUGUCGAAGGAAUGCCGCCUUUAUGUACCUCGGGAUCGCCAGCCAGGCAUCGUCCGCUCUCGGACUUCAUGUGACUGAACAAUAUCGCCAUUUCAGUGUGGAAGAUCAGAUUGUGCGCCUUCGCACAUUGAGAAGCCUCCGAGUCCUAGACGUAACAUACUGCUCCAUCUUGGGGAGACCAUAUUCAACAGUGGCAAUCAGCGCCGACAAUACAGCGAUCGCCAUGCUGCGCUUGCCUCCCGUCACAAAUCGCGACUCGACACUGCAAGCAAGUUUCGAAGUAUGUUCUAUUAUCGCCGAGAUCACACCGAUGCUGGAUUCCGAGGGCUCGAUAAGCCUGAGCACGGCUGAAGGAUUCCUCAAGCGUCUGCGCGACUGGAGCGCUGCUCUGCCGGCCGACAUGCGGCAUUUCAACCGGUCCGCAGAUGAAUCAUUGACGCCUGAGGAGCAAGAGCGAACCAUCGGAAACAUUCAUGUUUCAUGCAUCUACUAUUUCGCUGUGAUGCUUGUGACGAGGCCUUUCUUGAUAACAUACCUGAUGGCUCACAUGUCCAACGGUGCCAGCCCUGUGACGACGGCAACCGAGAUCGCCGAACUGGCACAGGCAUGCAUCGACUCGGCAAUAUUGAUGGCAAACAUGUGCAACGAAGCACUCCAGUCAGACAUACUGCUCAAGCAGAUGUGCGUCCUGAAGGCAUGGAUAUUUGCAGCCGGCCUCGUAUUGGGAUUUUCCAUGUUUGCGCAGGGCGACUCCCGCUUUGACAUGGACGACUCCUUCAGCAAUGCACGCGAAGUCCUCCGCAGCCUCUCCGCCGAGAGCCCUCAAGCGGAGCACUACUACGAAAUCCUGACGGGGUUCGCGGACGUGAUUCAGCGCCGCCGCCAACACCUGUCCCGCGGAAGGCGAUCGUCCCGGAACAAAUACGUCGACCAGAUUUUGACCUUUGAUGUCACGCCGAGUGCUUCCAGGUCUCAGUCGACGCUAUCCCCUGGGACUCCUCAGUCGAAAGGCCCAGGACAGGGUAUGCCAGACGCAUCUGCUACAGACGAUGGAGCCGGCGACUUUGAGUUCCAGAUGCCCGACCUCAGCCAGUGGCCGCUCGAAAACGGAGGCGGGUUCGACUUCGGUAUGUUCGGAUGGGACAACUUUGCAAUGCAGAUAUCGGAGAACUUCUCAUUCGACAACGACCCAUCGUGGGGAGUGACCUGA